This is a messenger RNA of Canis lupus familiaris (dog), 878 nucleotides long. It is a transcript of the gene HOATZ, whose product is annotated as HOATZ cilia and flagella associated protein. The coding region runs from base 248 to 751 and encodes 167 amino acids. The transcript has 7 exons. Gene Ontology annotation, biological process: cilium assembly. NCBI's taxonomy places the organism in Eukaryota, Metazoa, Chordata, Mammalia, Carnivora, Canidae. The record is from RefSeq and is a predicted model, not a curated record.
UGGGGGAGGAGCCCUAUGUAACGUCUAAUGCUGGACAUGCUGCCCUUGAUCGCCAGUAUGUAGUAAGGGAUUCGCCAGCCCACCUGCUGAAGUGAGCUACGGUUGAACCAGGGAAAACCAGUGUGAUUUGUCUGUCACAACGUAUGGGGCACCGACUUGAGACUGCAGUGUGUGAUGGAAGCAAACCUUGUUUUUCUGGCGGGGCUGGCAGAAGAGGAGGAAACUCGGAGCGGCGUCCUGAGUUGCCAUGGAAACGAGGGCCGGCGGAGGCCUCCCCAGCCACCAGAAAUCCGUUGAAAUUUGUCCCCAGGGACUGGUGUUCGCAGGAUCUUCCGAACAGGAUUCCAACUUGGCCAAGCAGUUCUGGAUCGCUGCGUCACUGUAUCCUACUACUGAAUCCCAGUUGGUGCUGCCCCGAGGUAGCAGCCAGCGCCUGCGGGUGGCCCGGCCCUCUAGGCCCCCUGGGCAUGAGAAAGUUUACCUCCAGCCUUUCUCCCUUGAGAAAAACAAGAAUACAGAUGUCACUGCUGAAACCAUAAAGAUUCAGGAAUCUGAGGAGAAAGAAAAGUAUCUUCAAAAGGCUAAAAGGAGAGAUGAGAUUCUACAACUCUUAAGAAAACAAAGAGAAGAAAGGAUCUUGAAAGAACUGGUUUCCCUUCCUUAUAAGCCAAAAGCCAAAGUACACAAAGCAAAGAAAGUGAUAUUAAAGUCAGAUAAGGAAGACCAAGAGGAGGUCAAAGCCUUGGACUAACACGCUUGGCACAUGGCAGAGGAUGGCUCAUGUACAUCUUUACUUUUGAAACAACCUUCUCUUAUGUCAGGAUCACUGGGAUCACUUUGUUAAAACUGACAAAUAAAGUUCAAUAUGCAGACUUCUA